Coregonus clupeaformis (lake whitefish) is the source of this 2917-nucleotide messenger RNA. Its product is annotated as protein FAM53C-like. The transcript has 5 exons. Bases 711 to 1958 code for a protein of 415 amino acids. Gene Ontology annotation, cellular component: nucleus. NCBI's taxonomy places the organism in Eukaryota, Metazoa, Chordata, Actinopteri, Salmoniformes, Salmonidae. Gene Ontology annotation, biological process: protein import into nucleus. The record is from RefSeq and is a predicted model, not a curated record.
AACUGAUCCUAAUAUAGCGAACUACAAGUACCACACGUUAUAGCCAUCUAAUAACCCUCCGUCUGUUCAGUCAAAGUUGUGCCAUUUUCAAGCAUGAAUGAACUCUUGCGACUUGACAACCUUUAAAAAAAUGUAAUCCAUGCUUUUAAAAUUCUACGCUAUUGUACGUCAACUACAUUAAAUAUUUUGUUUGAAUUAUCAUUGAAUGCGCCCACUCUCACGCAGUGAUGUUAUUUAUAAAUUCCAAUCGCUCACUGGCUUGAACGUUUUUUUUAUUUAUUUUAAAUGGACGACUGAAUUGAUUGUACGCUAUGCUAUUUUUCUAAGACUAUGUCUUGUAUAUUUCAACGGCACGUUGAUUAUGACGUGCAUGUUAUGUUCCAGAUAUUGUAAUCAACGAAUGGUCUGGUACAUGUUAUGCUUUUAAUAGGUCAAUAAUAUCCGAGACGCAUAGAUACUAGUGUGGCUGCUAGUCGCAUGCUGCACAGGCUCCAAAUUGGUUUAUCCUUCACGAGCAGUAUUUAAUCCUUGUCUGAGGUCCGGUGGUGUUCUUGGUCGUCAAGGUGAGCUGACUACAGGGAUGAUCAUGUCCCAGUGAGACUGGGCAGGGCAACCUGGCCCAGAGGAGGAGUGGAGGUGCCAGAGAAGCUCUGCCGCUCACAAUUAGACGAACAGACAGAGGGACACCCCCCUGCUCCUCGCAACCAUGCAUGGUCACACUGAUCAUCGAGCAUCUGCAGAAAAGUAGUCUGGACAGCAACGCUCACCAAAGGGCCCUCAACGUGUCUCAGCUGGACCCCAACAACCUAGGAAUUUGCUGGCCUACAAAUGGAUUGAUGCCUGAGAGCAGUUAUUGGCAGCUCUGCCCUCCCUCCAAGCCUGGCCUGCAGGGUGUGCUGAGCUCCAGCUUCCCCCCCUGCCCUGUCCCUCUGGUUCCCCCCGAAACUCACCUGGCAGAGGGGGAAGCCCUGCACCGGCCCCUGGUCCCAAGCACCUCAGUGACAGACCUGUCUUUUCCAGGUGCACCCCCUCCCCCCCCGCCACCCCCCAAACGCCACUGUCGUUCACUGUCCGUGCCAGAGGACCUUUCACGCUGCCGUUAUACCUGGCGGCCCAGCGCCUCGAGGGUCUGGACACCUGUGAAUCGCCAAUGCCACAGUGGAGGGGGAGCGGGGGGACCUUGUCCACUUCGUGCUCCUAGCUCGUCUCUAAACUCUUCACUAUACUCUUCUUCAAGCCCCACAUUCUUUAGCCUUGCUCUCUCCCCUGACUCCCCACUGCCCUGGAAUUUCCCAUGGGACCCCAGUGACACUGCUGGAGGAGGCGCCUGCUGCUGUUUCUUCCCCUCCCCGUCGUCCUGCUCCUCUUCUCCGUCCCCGCUCCACCCUCCCCCUCCUCCACAGCGACGCUUCUCUCUGUCCCCUGUCCUUAUCAGAGAGGCUGCCGCCCAGUUCCUGCCCCCGCCUCCAGUUCCACCGCAGCGUGCAGCACCCCCUCCGGCUGUGCCUGCUUCGCCCUCCUCUGCCUGCAGCACCCCGUCCUCGCUUCGCCGGGCCAUCCCCCCUCAGCUCCCGCGCUGCCACUCCCAGCCCUGUGACCUGCUCCUUCUCAAACCGGGCCUGAAGCGACGCCGUGACCCAGACAGACCAUUUGCCCGGCCAGUACUGGAUUUCACCAAGAUGACUCGGACUCGCAGUACAGACCCCUUGAGUGGUAUGGAGCGUGGGAGGCUGGCUUGUGGAGGGGAUGUUUGCAUGGGCUUUGAGCCUUUUUUGGGGGACUUCAGAGGGUCGUGUUCACCAGCAGAGGGGCUGGGAAGGACAAGCAUUGGACCUCUAAGUGAGAGUGACGAGGAGGGGGAAGAGGGGGAGGAAGACCCUGAUCGAGAAGAGUGUCAGCCGAGUGUCUUUGAGAGGGAUUGUACAGAACUAGAUUUGAGCCUAAUUGAAGAAAAUUAAAAUCUUUCCCCUUUACCGCCAGCAUUCAACACUCCACCCUGCUACACUUCAUCGGCAGGGCUCUCAGGAACACGACUUCUCUCUCAUGGGAUGAGCUGGGGUAUAUAUAAUCUCAUUGACAAUGGUCAUGAUUUGACUUCUACCAAUAAUAACAAUUAAUUCAGGUAGCCAUGGAUGCUGUCCUUCCAUCAGAGUACAUUCCAGAAACAGUUGCUGAAACAUUCUUGUGAAUAAUCUGAAUGCUGGAGAUGCCAGCUAUUUCCGUAGUGUGUUGGAUGUCUUCUUAAUGCACCCUCACAGACUAGGAUGGAAUUUGGGAAGACUAACACGCUUCUGGUUGCUUUCUUUCUUUUACAUGACUUUCCUCUCAAUUGCCUUUUUUUGGUACAGUAGUAAGACUAGACUUUCUUGAAUGAUGGUGGUGAAUUGAAUAUCUGUGUUUUGUUCAGUUUGAUGCAAAAGGAAAGUAUGGCAUUGCAGUUUUCUUUCUGCGGUCCUAUUAGUUUCUGGUAAAGAAUCCAUAUGAUUCAGCAUAAGCCUUAAGACACCAUAUUUGUUCUGUUAACAAAAAAAUACAACUAUGAAAAGGAAAUUAAUUGUGUAGAUAUUAGUCCUUUCAUUGUUUCUUUUCUGCAGUUUCUUUUAUUUUAUAUUUUUUAUCUAUACGACUCAUCCUCUGAAAAUAGAGAUGUAUAGACAUUGAUAAUGAAUGCACUGUUUGACAAGUUAAACAAAAACAUAAAAAUGGAAGCAACCACUAUUCUGAGGGCACAUUGUAAUAUUGUAUUAUACAGCGAUCAUUUGUUGAAAACAAGUUGUGUAAAGAUGGUAGCUGGGAGACCUGGGGCAGGCCAUUGCUGUCUUUUAGAGAUGUUUUUUAUUGUAUGUGUUAAAAAGAUGGCAAUUUCAAACUCCGUUUUGAAUAAAUAAAGUUUAUUGGAAAUUAUUUUACAAGGAAA